ACGUCCUGCCCAGAACUGUCAAAUAUUAACUAAGUUAAAGACUUUGUCUGGCAAGUUUUUUUCAAGUGUGAACAAACUGACAGACUGGGGAAAAUGGAAUCAAGUCCUGCUUUUUUGUGUCUUUUGAUGUGCUUCAUUGUUUAUGCUUCUACAUCAAAUGGUUGCUCUGAGAUCCCAGUGGUCGAGAAUGCAGUGGUUUCUGAAAGCUCUAAAAAAAACCAAUACUCUGAGGGUGAUACACUUGAAUACAAUUGCGAUCCUGGCUAUAUGUCUCAGAGAAAAAUAACCUACCAGUGUACCAAUAAUGAAUGGAAAAAAGGUCGUGAUGUUAAAUGUUCACUCAAACCCUGUGAGUCACCUCAAGAUAUUGCAAAUGGUCAUUACGUUGUCGAAAAGGGAAAACCCUUUGUUUUUGGAACAACCAUCAAGUAUAUCUGCAACGAUGGCUACCAGAUUAUGAGUCGAUUUGACACCAGAACAUGUCGGGAAGGUGGAUGGGACAAUCAGUUACCUGAAUGUGAAGAGGUAUCAUGUCAACGAAUAGUCCCAGAAGGAAAUGUCAGAGUGGCGGGACUCCCUGACCACUCUGAUGACUUCAUCCGAAGUGGACACAGGUUGACAUUUUCAUGUGAGGGUAAUGGACUGAUUAUACGAGGAGAGAAAGUAAUCACCUGCCAGUCAAAUGGAGAAUGGAGCAGCCCAUUACCUACAUGUGUUGAGGCAACAUGUCUUCUGCAGUCGAACAGAACAGUGGGAGACUUACAAAUUGAAGGAUUGCCUGAUAUUGCGGGUCCCGUCAAACCUGGACAUAAGCUAACUUUUUCAUGCACUGGAGAAGGGAUGACAUUAAACGGAGAGAAAAUCAUCACCUGCCUGUCAAAUGGAGAAUGGAGCAGCCCUUUUCCUAUAUGUCAAGACCUGGACAUGUUUUACUUUUUCACUGCACUGAUGUGA
Molecule: messenger RNA, 954 nt
Organism: Carassius auratus (goldfish)
Lineage: Eukaryota; Metazoa; Chordata; Actinopteri; Cypriniformes; Cyprinidae
Gene: cfhl4
Product: complement factor H like 4
Exons: 7
Coding region: 94-954 (286 amino acids)
Source: RefSeq, a predicted model, not a curated record